Molecule: messenger RNA, 592 nt
Organism: Drosophila erecta
Lineage: Eukaryota; Metazoa; Arthropoda; Insecta; Diptera; Drosophilidae
Exons: 2
Coding region: 25-429 (134 amino acids)
Source: RefSeq, a predicted model, not a curated record
UAUAGCUUCAGUAUCAGUUUUAAAAUGCAACAGAGUAUUCUAGUCCUCCUACUCGGCUGUGCGGCAUUUGCCAAUGCUUUUGGCAUCAGCCUGCUAUUUUUAAACCCAUCAAGGGACUCUGUCGAGCCGCCAGCAAAUUCAAAACCAUGCAGACCUAUGGAGGCUGCUCCUUCGGAAAGGGUUCACUCCCUGAUCUCGCCAUCUGAACAACCAAGUAGUAUGCCGAUUGAUCCUGUAGUCGUUAAUGGCAGACCAGUGGUACCUUUACCGACACUUGCACCGAUUUCCACUUCAACUGCAACCCAGUUCAACAGAGGAACAUAUGAGGGAAAUGUGCCUAAUCUUCCGGUGGAGUGCCAACCCCCUCCCUUGGGUAUCGGAACUCGACUGAGUGCGCAGCUCCUGAAAGUACUAACAAUCUUGGGCUAAAAGGAUACCUUCAGUAUUUCAUUGUUGAAAAUUGUUUGCAAAGGAUCUUGAUAUUUCAUGAUUUUAAGUAAAUCUCGUCGAGGUUUUGUAUCAAUAACUAACUCAAGGUUUAAGCUUGUUUCAAUUUCGUAUUUAAUAAUAAAUCUGUCGAUCUUAAUACUCA